Messenger RNA from Cadophora gregata, 1258 nucleotides. RefSeq lists its product as uncharacterized. Bases 203 to 706 code for a protein of 167 amino acids. The transcript has 2 exons. NCBI's taxonomy places the organism in Eukaryota, Fungi, Ascomycota, Leotiomycetes, Helotiales, Ploettnerulaceae. The record is from RefSeq and is a predicted model, not a curated record.
CUUUCUCAGCCAAAGUGGUCGAUCGUGGCCGUGAGAUUGUUUCUCUCACAUCGAAGAGCUUUACUUAAAAGUGGUCGACCUUCCACCACUAAUUCAUGCAUUCAUCUCAUCAAGUCGUGAUACAUCGAAAACUUACAACACCUUCCCUUAUCGGUCAACAAAUCAAAAUCUUCUAUCCACAGUCUUGUUGAAUUAUAAGCUUAUGAUGGCUUCCGAAAAUCAGGUCAUGGCAGCCGUGCUUUCCCAACUUUCUGUCACCAAGCUCGACUUCCAACGCUUGGCAGAUGACAUUGGUCUCUCCAACUCCGAAGCAGCACGUUCGCGAUGGCGUCGCUUGAAGGCCAAACUUGAUGAGUCUGUGGCAGCCGUCCCAGAGUCUAGUCCAAGAAAAGCUUCAGUCACUUCACCGUCUCCACGCAAGGAGGCACCGGAGAAGAAUGGGAACGGGAAGCGGGUGAGAGUGCCAGAUAUAGAUGACAUUGAAGAUGAUUAUCAUAAAGACAUGGUUGAGAAACGUGAGGGGAAGGUUGUUGGGAAGGAGAAGGUUAAGCGGGGGAGGGGCAAGCCCAGACGGGCUGUGGUGGAGAAGAGCAAAGUCCUUGUGCCGGACGAUGAUUAUGAGGGGGAUGAGCAGGAAGAGGAGCCGAUCGAUGAUAUCGUUGAUGAUGCGAUUCUGAAAACUUCUUCAUUAAGGAGGGAAUUGUAGGAAGGGCCCUGAAGCAAAGAUUUCGUCCACAUUCGGGACCACAUAUUUUCAAUCCCAAGAAGACAGCUGGAAUAAGUAACCUGAAAAUUAUACAAGAAUCUGAUUAAACACGAGAAUUUAUCUAUGAGUGACCUGACCCUGUAAAGUUUGUGUUUCUCGGAGUCUGACUUAAGUGUGGAGCAAUUGGGAGUAAACUGUGGGUCAGAAGAUCUUUUUAAGCAUAUUCAGGGAUCCGGAAUCUCUUUCUCAUACAUCAACGACUGUCAAUAUGCAUACUAAAACGCUUAAAUAAGUAAAAAAUCAAGUUUUGUUCCUCAUUUAUGAAAAGACGGAAGGCAAAAUCAACCCAGAAGGACAAAAAACAAAUCUCUCGAAGAGGGCCGAAUUGGGGAUUGAACCCAAGACCACGUACAAGCGUUGAUAUUACCCAAAGCACGUAUUCUACCACUGAACUAUCCGGCCUAUUGAUGUGGAGUUCGAGAUGUUACUUGGUUAUGAGUAGCAGGUGAAAAUUUGCAAAGCGGAGUUUUUCUCUUUAAGCGAGAUGCCAGG